CCACACACGGUUGCAAGUCCAGAGCCUUGGAUCUUGGGAACGUGGGCUUGUCUUUUGGCCCCCGCAGCAGUGCGAACGCCCCUACCAGAAGCUGGUUGGAAUACCGGCACCACGCGUCCUUCCGUCUCUUUUCAUUUCCCGACGCGGCGGCGGGUGCGCGCAAAAAAAUCCCGUUGAAUCUUUUUCGAGACCGCCCAGCAGCAACAGCAGCAGGAGUCAUUCAUGUCUGGGUGGGGCACCCCGAAGUCAGCAGCAGGGGACGUCGGCGGUCGGUCACCGCGAGCCGUCGAUGGCCGCGAGCAAGACCGCGCGAGCCGGAGGCUGGGGCUGACGCACUCCCUGACUUCGCCGCGGGCGCCCGAGCCCGCCAAGCCUGAGCUUCCUGCGAGGCCAAACUCGGACGAUCUGCCGCGCCCAAGGAGCCUCUCCCCGCCGCGGAAGAACCUCGCGCCGCCGUCCGUCACGGGGAGCGCCCUGUCCGCCAGGCUCGAGCGGGCUUCAUUCGUGCGUACUGCCAGCAGCAGCAGCAAUGGUCCCCCGGUCCCGCCGCCGCCCAAGACUCGGGCGAGGUUCUCGGUCAAGAGAGGAGAGCUCGACGACGUUGCCGCCGACGGUGUUAGCGGUGCUGCUGACGGCGACGAUGUUGCCGACGCCGCCGACGCUUCUCCUUCCCCCGCCCCGUCCCGCGGAGCGGAGGCACCGCUGGCCCCGCCGACUCCGGCUACCGCCGGCAGCAGCAGCAGCAGCGGCGGGGGGGGGCGUGUUGCGGCGCUCGCGAAGGCGCUCGAAUCGCAGCGGAAGGCGGAGCAGGCGCAGCGCCCCCCGGAGGACGGCGACGAGACGCCGGUCGUGACCCUGCCGGACGUGAUCACCGAGGGGCAGGCGGCUGGCGAGCGGAGGAUGAUGGACAGCCGUUCCCCGCUCCCGCACACGGUCGGAGAGGAGGAGGAGCAGUCUUCCGUGGCCGUCGGGAUGGGAGCGAAGCGGGUCAGCAGGGUCCGGGGGCGGGGGGGGGUCGCGGCCAUGUCCCAGCGGGGAGGCCCGAGCUCGACGGCCGGGGGCAUCGGGGCGUCCUCGCCAGUCUAUGGGACCGGGAAUAGCCAGAUUCAGGCGAGUCCGCAGUACUGGGUCCCUAGAAAGCUCAGCCGCUCGCCCAUGAAAAAGAACAACGAGUCGGCGCCGUCGUACUCGCCCGCCACGUCGACCAGGCCUCUGUGGUGAUGCUGCCGUGUAUUUGAAAAAACGUCGACCGCGGCUAACCGGCUGACCAAUGAAAAUACAUGAGUCUCAGUGCGGUUGGCGUAUGGGGGGGGGGGCGGUGGAGGCGGUUUUUAUAGUGGAAUGAAAGGUUGACAACGAUGUGUUGUUUGCCGUGCUUAUACAGCAGCGAGUGACAUGCCACCACCGCGUGGUUAGAAGUGCACGGCAUGCCCCAGUAGCCGUCACGCUAUUAGGGGGCAGGUCUAUUUGUUGUGUGAGGUGUGUGGUUGUAUUGAAAAAUGUUUUCCUUGGCCAUUCGAUCGUCGUCCAGCGUCGUGAGCACGAGUUCCAAUUUCGGAGAGUGCGACGACAGGGGCUUAAAAAGCUCUUGCCGAUUUGUGCGCUGUGGUCCUGUUUAUUAGUGGAUGUCGAGAGUGGAUUGUUCCAGGGUUGAGGCUGCUUCGUAUUUAGCCGCCUGCCGCGCUACGCCGACAGGGCGUCGUAGCCUUGUGUGCUGUCUAGAGCCUGUAAGACUAACCGUACUGAAGUCGAGCCAGUCGAAAUGCCGGGGUUGCAAGCGGGGGUACUUCAAACUCGACUCGUUCGGUCGAUCAAGCAGCACGCACAACCGUAGUCGGAACACUCGCGGCCGUAAUUGUUGUCAUCGGGAGAUACUUUCGCGACCUUGUGAGAGGUACUGCUGCGGGCAGUGUGUGCCCUGCUUAGUCAUGAGUGGCAUAAUGCAAUUCGGCCGGUACAAGAGCAGUAGCGCCGUUUCCGUAGGCAGGUUGGAUUGGGAGUGGUCACAUCUCCAGCUUGUACAUUCGUUUUUACACAUUGCUGCACCAUUUCA
Messenger RNA from Ectocarpus sp. CCAP 1310/34, 2053 nucleotides. NCBI's taxonomy places the organism in Eukaryota, Phaeophyceae, Ectocarpales, Ectocarpaceae. The record is from the annotation of a GenBank genome assembly.